CGCAGGGCGGGCAGCGAAGCUCGGGCGCCGGGCGGAGAAGCCGGGAGCUUCCCCGAUGGUGGUGCCGCCGCCGCCGCCGCCGAGCCGGGGAGGAGCGGCCGGGGGGCAGCUGGGCCGGAGUCUGGGUCCGCUGCUGCUGCUCCUGGCGCUCGGGCACACGUGGACCUACCGAGAGGAGCCAGAGGACGGCGACAGGGAAAUCUGCUCCGAAAACAAGAUCGCCACCACCAAGUACCCGUGUCUGAAGUCUUCGGGGGAGCUGACCACGUGCUUCAGGAAAAAAUGCUGCAAAGGGUAUAAAUUUGUUCUUGGACAGUGUAUCCCAGAAGAUUAUGAUGUCUGUGCCCAAGCCCCCUGUGAGCAGCAGUGCACAGACAACUUCGGCCGAGUGCUGUGUACUUGUUACCCGGGAUACCGAUAUGACCGGGAGAGACACCGGAAGCGAGAGAAGCCAUAUUGCCUGGAUAUCGAUGAGUGUGCCGCCAGCAACCAGACGCUCUGUGCUCACGUCUGCACCAACACCGUGGGCAGCUACCGCUGUGAGUGCCGGGAGGGCUUCAUCCUGGAGGACGACGGGAAGACGUGCACCAGGGGAGACAAAUACCCCAACGACACCGGGCACGAGGAGAAGUCCGAGAAUGCCGUGAAGGCCGGGACGUGCUGUGCCACCUGUAAGGAGUUCCACCAGAUGAAGCAGACGGUGCUGCAGCUGAAGCAGAAGAUUGCCCUGCUCCCCAACAAUGCUGCUGAGCUCGGCAAGUAUGUCACUGGGGAUAAGGUACUGGCCUCAAACACCUACCUUCCAGGACCUCCUGGCCUACCUGGGGGCCAGGGCCCACCUGGCUCACCAGGACCCAAAGGGAGCCCGGGCUUUCCAGGUAGGCCUGGCCCUCCCGGGCAGCCUGGCCCCCGGGGCUCCAUGGGACCCAUGGGACCGUCUCCGGAUCUGUCCCACAUUAAGCAAGGCCGGAGGGGCCCUGUGGGUCCGCCAGGGGCACCAGGAAGAGAUGGCUCAAAGGGAGAGAGAGGAGCACCUGGGCCCAGAGGGUCUCCGGGCCCCCCGGGGUCAUUCGACUUCCUGCUGCUUAUGCUGGCUGACAUCCGCAACGACAUCGCUGAGCUGCAGGAACAGGUGUUCGGGCACCGGACUCACUCUUCGGCAGAGGAGUUCCCUUCGCCUCAGGAAUUCUCCAGCUACCCAGAGACCAUGGACUUUGGCUCUGGAGAUGACUAUCCAAGAGGAACCGAGGCAAGAGACUUGGGGGGUCCCAGAGACUUGUACCCAUAGCACAUAGUUACAUCUUCAGCGGCAAAAGAGCCCCUUGUCCUGCAGUUCAAGCAUCUAAAGAAAAAGCCACUGGAGGCCUACAGGAUACAUUUUGUUGUCUUUCCUCUCAUUCCUUCUUUCCCACUAGGCCUCUUCCAAAUACUGUUUUCCAAGUCUCAGUGAGCCCUGCUGGAGUUAGAUAGCACAUGGCAAAUGAACACACUUCCUGUGGAGGGACAUUGGAUGGUGUAGAUCAUGCUUCUUCCAUGAUCUGUUGGACUUCUGUUAAUUACUCUCACGAUAUCGUAAAAUUAGGCGGAAUACCAAAAGGGGGAGAGGGGAUUGGGAUUGGCCAAGUGAGCUCUUAAAACAUGUGUGGCUACUUCUAAAAACAAGUGUGUUCAAAGUAGACUAGACCAUUCCAUUUAAAAGGGGAUGGAGGAGGAUCUUUCUUGACAAGCUAAUCAAUUUUAAAGUAUUCCAUCUCAUUAUCCAAGUGUGUCACUCAUAUUUUGUUACAGAAAGGAGAAAAUUUAGGAGUGGAGAUUAGGGGAAAUGGAGAAGAAUUAUAGUCAUACAUUUUUACUGUCAUAUAACUUGCCAUAUUUUGAACUCUACAUAGGACAAUUAGAGGGUCAUAUCAACUAUUUAUAAGUGUCCUACGUGGAAAAGAUAGUUCCUCUGGCUGUAUAAAAAAAAUCUUCUUUUAAAAAAAAUCUUCUUUUACAACGAGUAGAUGGGAAUAAAAUCCAUUUUGUUCCUUG
This is a messenger RNA of Dipodomys ordii (Ord's kangaroo rat), 2031 nucleotides long. It is a transcript of the gene Ccbe1, whose product is annotated as collagen and calcium binding EGF domains 1. Bases 56 to 1288 code for a protein of 410 amino acids. The record is from RefSeq and is a predicted model, not a curated record. NCBI's taxonomy places the organism in Eukaryota, Metazoa, Chordata, Mammalia, Rodentia, Heteromyidae. The transcript has 11 exons. Gene Ontology annotation, molecular function: calcium ion binding.